Paramuricea clavata is the source of this 402-nucleotide messenger RNA. The record is from the annotation of a GenBank genome assembly. Lineage: Eukaryota; Metazoa; Cnidaria; Anthozoa; Malacalcyonacea; Plexauridae.
AUGUUUGCCAGCUUCGAGAGGUAUUUGAAGAAAAAGAAUGGGUUUAGUAUCAUGAUGGAUAAGGGCUUUGAACGUGCCCGAAAAGCUUUGCAAUCAAAACAAAAAGAGCUCAAGCAAAAAGGAAAAGGGAACAAACCGAACGCUUCCGUUGCUCUUAGCGAAGAUGAAGUCAAACUGCUUUACGAGAAAGAACUUUUGGGAAUUUCGAGUCGCGAAGCGUUGCUAAACACGGUUUGGUUUAACAAUACUAUUCACUUCGGCCUUCGUGGUUGCAAAGAACACCGCGAUAUUUGCUGGGGCGACGUAAAACCACGCAAGAACGCGAAUGGAGAGGAAUAUUUAGAGUAUUUUGAGCGACAAACGAAAACAAGUACAGGAGACAACCCAAGAGAUGUUAGAAAA